AUUAAUCAAUCAAAACGAUUUGUCAUUGGAUUUUGUAGAAGAACAAAAAGAAUUCAAUUCUACCUUUGUUCCAAUCAAUACUGAUACAUCAAUGAUUUCUGGAUAUUUUCUAUCCGAUAAAAGAUAUGAUGAUAAUGAUUUUUUGGAAAAUAUUGUUGACAACAACAAAUGUUGUUCUAAUCAAAUUCUAAAUUCUAAUCAAUCUAAUGGGAUAAAUUCAUCAUUACCGGACAAAGAUUUAGAAUCAUUGAAUUUGAUGACCGAAACUGAUGUUGAUGACCAUGAUGCUAUCGAAAAACUUUCCUGUUCAGAAUGUUCAAUUAAAUUCGAUACAUCCAAGCAAUUGUUACGUCAUCAACAAACACAUCAAUCAAACCGCAAACAUGUUUGUCAUAUUUGUGGUUAUCGAUCUCUAAGUAAAUAUCAUCUUGAUGGACAUAUCCGUAUGCAUUCAGGUAAAAAACUGUACAAAUGUGAUCAAUGUUUUUUUGCAACAACACUACAACGUAAUUUACAAAAUCAUAUCCGUAUUCAUACAUUUGAAAAACCAUUCAAAUGUAAUCAAUGCCAAUUUGCAACAGCACAAAAAGGUACUUUACAAAGACAUAUUCGCAUACAUUCAAAUUUAAAACCAUUCAAAUGUAAUCAAUGUCAAUAUGCAGCAACACAACAAGGUACUUUACAAAGACAUAUUAGUCGUGUACAUUCUUCUGAUAUGAAAUACAAAUGUGAUCGAUGUGAAUAUAGAUUUGAUUCAGACAAAAAAUUAAAUAAUCAUAUUCGCCAAAUGCAUACCACUAAUGAUGAUGAUAAUGAUGGACAAAAAAAACAUCAAUGUAAUAUUUGUUCCAAAACAUUUAAAUUGAAAUCCAAACUUGAACGCCAUAAACUUAUUCAUACAGAUGAAAGACCAUUCGGUUGUCAAUAUUGUCAUUACAGAUUUCGUCGUAAAGAUGCACUUCAAAAUCAUAUUAAAAAUUUACAUCCACAA
Messenger RNA from Dermatophagoides pteronyssinus (European house dust mite), 991 nucleotides. RefSeq names its product zinc finger protein 501-like. The record is from RefSeq and is a predicted model, not a curated record. NCBI's taxonomy places the organism in Eukaryota, Metazoa, Arthropoda, Arachnida, Sarcoptiformes, Pyroglyphidae.